AUGGAUCCUCAAAAAGGCGACAUGAGCCAAUUUGAAAGUGAGAGUGAAAAGAGUGAAGAACUCGAAUCCCAGAUGCCUGAACUGGGUGAGGAAGACACGAAUAAGCUCAAUGAGAUCAAGCACUUACUCCUUCAUGAGAUCGAGGAAGGAAUGACGAUGUCGUCGACGAAUCUGCGCGUUCUGACCUCGACGCGGGAGAUGUCCUUUAGAAUGUGGGACAAGUGCAUUCGAACGAUCAUUGCAACCAUGCACAAGACUUUGAGAGAUAUUAGACGCCAAGGUGCGAUAUUGCUGUGCGACAAGUAUUUUGAUGAAAUAAAGCUAGAAAUGCGGCGAUAUAAGCGACUCAAACAUGCAAGAGGGAAAGUCAUGUGUACUUAUGAUUUAGAGGAGAUCAACAAGCUCGAUGAUGAUUAUGGAAGGACCAUUCUCUGUAAAAACCGAGUGUGUCUCAUUCCAAAGAUCCAAUUUGAUGAUCAAGCACUUUUCAAGUUUGCGGUGCAGUUGCCACUUACGGUCGAUAUGCCGAUAAUAGAAGAUAUGCAGCUGCCUCCCAUGGACGAGUUCCCCGUGUUCAACACAGUCUACUUUGCCAGCAUCGAGCAAACAAAGUUCAUGCUUCCCUACCUGAUCUGCACUCGAGACGAGCGCGGGCCAGAGCUCAUGGCGCACAUUCUAGCGCCUCUUCGCCGCGAGAAGGACUUGCCACAAGUUAGAGCCGUCAGAGGAAGGUGGAGCUUUGCGAUCUCCCUUUUUGGUGUCAGCUGGGCAAGAGUGGCCAUACAAGUCUUUAAUCGACGUCCUGACGCUGACAAUCCACGUGACAAUGUACUGGUCCUCUUCCUAGACGAUCAUCGAAAACAGGCUUGCUGGAACAAUGAGUUCGCCAACUUUUACGAGAUUCCGCGCGAGUACAACUUCAAGCACAUCCCUGCUUUUACCUUCCAUGUCUGGCUGUGUGAUGUUGACUAUCGAUGGGCGACGUAUGGAUCUAAAGCGAGAAUACCCUUGGGCGAACGCAAGAAUGUCAUAAAGAAGUUCAUCAAGUCCUUCAAGGACUACGAAACUCACGAGCCAGAGUGCUGCGUCAAAGUCACCGGCAAGCGUGGCGAGGAGCCGUGGGCCUUCAAUGGCGACAUUUUCCUCGGUCUCAGCAAGACGAUUGCUUCGAAUAUGGAGAAAAACGAUGUGAGAGCGCACUCGAUGCAGUACCUUUUGAGAUCGACUUUCAAUAUGAUGGGUGACAAGGAAGAAGUCACAUACGAGGGGCGCCCCGUUUUCGAACGAGCGAAAGAGAAGUUCAAGCCUUCAACGAUUCCUCCGAUGCCAAAGUAUGAAAACGGCAAAUACGUGGGAUAUUCUGAUCCUGAAGACGAAGAAGAAAGCGAAGACAUAGACGCGCCAGUGAGAAUAAAGCCUCAAGAGAAGAGUGUCGACCUCAAAGCUGCACUUGAUUCUUUUGACAAACGGUAUGCUAAUGAGCUCUUUCUUGACAAAGAUUUGGAUGGGAUUGCCCCUUUUCCUGAAGAUGAGCUUUCUGAUAUCGAAGAUGGCAUGGCGAAGAUAGAUGAAGAUAUGAAGAACGUAGCUGAUGAAAUGGAAUACAAGAAGAACUUGCGAAAGUUUAAUUUAACAAGAAAACUGAGCGAGGACCUUGAAAAGUACACUGACUCUUCGUCUGAAAGUGACUCCAGCGAUAAAGCAACAAGACGAUCAAUCGACGAAAACAAAGAAGAAAGUGAAGUAGAGAACAAGAGUGAAAUGGAAGAAGAAAGUGAUGAAGACUGGGGCAAUAACUCGAGCCCCACGGUGAAAAAAGAUGAUAAAAUGGAUACAUCUAACAGUGCUUUACAAAAACCCGAAGAGAUUGGAUGUCGAUUUGAUGGCCAUAUCGACUCUCCAGUUGACGAAACCGGUGAUUGUCCAUCGGAGAAGAUAGAAGAGAACCAGAUCCAUGAUGAACUGCCUGCAUCAGUAAGGGUUCCCAGCAAUCCUAAUUUUGAGACGACUUAUUCAAUGAUUGCAGAAGGAAGAUCUCCUGAUCCUGGUCUGUCUAAGAAAAGAGGGAGGCUCCAGCUUGAUUCAGAACCACAACCUGGUCCACCAACUUCUUCGCCUGCCAAAAAGGCUCCGGUUAUGACUAAGAAGCGAUUCAACUUGCUGAGCCAGAAACGCAGUUUUAAAAUACCGACACGGCACAAGAAAGAAAAGAAGUUCAAAAUGGGAAAAUCCCUAUUGUACAAAAGUCUUCGCCAAUCAUAUGACUUUACCGAAAAUCCGCUGAAGAUAGAUGUGAUAAGAAAACAGUUACAAGUAAUAGAUCCGAGCACGGUCGAUGGGCCCAUCAAGUAUCUUUACGAAAUGACGGACCUUGAGCGGUGGGAAAACGCAGACAUGAUUAACGAUAAGGAUGUCUCGCUGGAAGACAAGGACGGCAUCGUCCACGUGGCGAGUGUCAAUCAAAGACGAGAAUUCCGCAAAGAAACGAAAAAGACAACAUCGAAGUUUUCUGGAGACAAGUUCCGAUCUCUUGUCGAGGAAAAUGAAGAGCUGUACCAGCGGUUUUACGACUAUUUUUUCGGACCCUCUGAGCCAUCGAAGAAUAAACUCAUGAAUCACCAAAAGCGAUUCAAAACUGAGCGUCUUCUUUGGGAUAUCAACGGAACGCGAAAGUUACGCGAGUCUCUCUUGGAAUUUGUGAAGAUAGAGCAUUCCGAGUUUUUAGUUUUCUUUGAGGCGUUUGAGAUGCCUUGCUCUUUUGGUCAAGCUUUCAAAAAGCAGGCCGAGUUGCGGCAUCAACACGCUGGCACUGAUGAAGACAAUGAAGAGGGUACGCUUGGUUGGCGAGAGGAUGCAUUCAACCAAGUUCCCUUGAAGGUAAAGCGAAAGAAGCUGCAAGAGGAUAUGUCGGUGCCUAACAAAUGGAGGAGCAUCGAAAGAUGGGAGUACUCAAGGAAAAUGCUUGCGAAAAAAAUUCGUAAAGAGCAGAAAGCUGCGAAAAAAAUUAAAAGAGAAAAAGAAGAAGCUCUUCAGGCGAAACUCGACGCCGCGAAGGGAAUAAUCAGACCGCCAAAAGUAACCCCGAAGAAAAAGCCUAAGAUGUCGAAAAAGAUCUCUCUGGAAGAAGUCCUUGCUUGGCCUGUCGAAAAGGUGCUGAAGGCAGUCGACAAGGAAUCCAAGCAUGCUGAAAAAGCACCAAAACAUCCGCUACGUGACUCCAGUGACCCACAACUGGAAGGGGCCAAGAUGAGCAAAAAUGUCCGACGCGAUUCGAAAGCAAAGUUGUCCUCUAAGGUGCCAGACCAAGCAGCUUCAAAUACUUUCAAGCACGAAAAAGAUUCAGUGAAGGAUUCGAAUACUCCCGAAUGGAGAGCUAAACGAUUAGAAGAUGCGGCUGACGAGCCAUUGCCCCAGGAAAAUAAGACCGGAAAGCCGUACUAUCCACCUCCCAAACGAUCAACCUCGAGUCAGUCGAAUUUAUCACGGCAUUCUGAGAAGAUAUAUGGUCGGCAAUCUGUCCAGAGAAAUAAAUCUAGGCCGGAGUUCGGCGCGACAAACGACGAGGAUAAGCCGCCAUCAUACCAACCUCCUCAUCGAGCCUCUCGUUCACGUUCGCAGGAGUUUGGAGAUCGAGAUCGUGGGCAGAACGAGGACAGAGAGAAACAUGAUUCGCAGCUCAAGGAGAAGCGGCGCUCAAAGGAUGACCACAGCCGAAUAAAAGUGCCUGAAAAUCGAGGUGAAUCUUCUACAGUUAAUGAGACUGGACGUGCUGAAUUUGUGACGAUGGAGCAGUUGAAAAAGUAUCACACGAUCUCUGUUCCAACUUAUCAAGGUCAUGCUGCUCCCCUUGACCUUCCACCGCGACCUUCUAUGGCACCUAUGAAGAAAUCUGAACUCAUCCGGCAGGAAAAAGAAGCAGCUGUUGCAAGAGCUCAAGAGCUCAAAGCGAUGGCGAAAAAGUCAGGUUGGGAUGAAUCCUCUCCCGAGAACAAUGUCCGAAAAGCUUCUUUUACAUCCAGGGACCGCCUAGAUAGUCGGGACAGACCUGUUCACAUUCGUUUCCGUUCCGAUGAUGAUCGCAGUCCAUCACCACCUCGUCGACGUAGGUCACCAUCUCCGAGGAGAUAUGAUGCACCUUCAUAUCGUGGUCGAAGUCCAUCUGAAGAGCGCCCUAGAAUUUACGAUGACCGCGGAUUCGACCGUGGAUAUGACCGAGACUAUGAUCGAGGUUAUGAUCGAGGAUAUGAUCGUGGGUAUGAUCGCGGAAAUGACCGAUCGUAUGAUAAUCGAAGCUAUGAUGAUCGAAACUACGAUAAUCGUAGCUAUGACAGUCGUCCGUUUGAGAAACGAUACGAAACGAAUCGUGACCGAACUGAUUACAACCAUAACAGAAUUGACUCUGGUGACGACGACAGACAUCCUUACGGCACCAUUAGGAACGAAUUCCGGGAUCGCCGUGGCUACAAAUCAUCAGUCAACUUCAAGACUCGAGGGAAUAACAAUGGUUACUUCAAGAAUCACCACUGGAACAGCAACCGUGGCUUCAACAACUACGGCUUUGGAUACAACAACAAGCGAGGUGGCUAUCGUAAUUCGAAUCGCAACAAUUACGAAGACUUCGCUCGAAAAAAUAGCCUUCCUUAUGGGUACAAGCAUGGCAGUAACUCGUUCGGUGAUUCUAAAAUAGACUUGAGACUAAAGCAUCAAAGCGAAAGAAGACCCCAACGCGCUGACACUCACUUCGAGCCAGGACAAGGAUGCGGCGGUUGGAAUUCAAACGAUGUGCAUGCAUCAAAACCAGGAACGCCAAAGACAGAAGAGAGUCAUUUUCAAUUACCAACUUGGGACACUCAAAGCAAAGCUCCUGAGAAAUGCUACAUGGUUCGAGUCAAGAAUCUUGGAAAGUGGAGUCUCGAUGAUGUCAAAGGCCUGUUUGCAACAUUCGGAACUAAGAACAUCAACAAAGAUGGCGAUGAUUGGCUUGUUACUUUCGCUACUCAGACAGACAUGGAUGAAGCUAGGAUUGUCGACGGAGAGGUCUUGCCCUCGAAGAGUGGGAACAGAAAGAUCAGAGUCUUUCAAGAACGUUGUUAG
Messenger RNA from Oikopleura dioica, 5094 nucleotides. NCBI's taxonomy places the organism in Eukaryota, Metazoa, Chordata, Appendicularia, Copelata, Oikopleuridae. The record is from the annotation of a GenBank genome assembly.